AUGCAGCGGUUUGUGCUCAGGGUAACAGGUGUAAGCUUUAGUAGGAGAAAUUUAGUAUUAUUGCCCUUGACGUGUAUCCUACUUUGGAUACAUGAGCCGAUCGAUGGCCAGCCAGCAGAGCAAAAUCCAUCAAUCGAUCCAAAUCAUCAUAUUCCAGGUAGCAGUCUAUGCUACGACGACCUCAACUUGCCACAGCGCUGCGUUCCUGAUUUCAUCAAUGCUGCAUUCAACCUUCAGGUUGAAGUCACGAAUACUUGUGGUAUGAAUGGACCCACAAGCUACUGUGUACAAACAGGUCAUAGUGGUGUGCGCAAAGUAUGCGAUAUUUGCGAUAAUAACAUUGAGGCUUAUGCUCACCCUCCAGCUUAUCUAACGGAUUUCAAUAAUGCUAAUAACGAAACUUGGUGGCAGUCAGAAACGAUGAACGAAGGUGUACAGUUUCCAAAUAGUGUCAAUUUGACAUUGCAACUUGGAAAAACUUUUGACAUUACUUACGUUAGAUUGAAAUUUAUCAGUCCAAGACCGGAAAGUUUCGUUAUUUUUAAGAAAACUCGUCCUGAUGAUGACUGGAUUCCAUGGCAGUAUUAUAGUGGGUCAUGCCGGUCAACUUAUGGGGUACCAGAGAAAGCACCUAUUUUGCCCGGGAAUGAAGCAGUCGCGCAAUGCACUCGAGAAUUCUCCGAUAUUUCCCCUUUAACCGGCGGUAAUAUAGCAUUUUCAACUUUGGAAGGUCGACCAAGUAGUCAGAAUUUUGAGGAGAGCGAAACACUUCAGGACUGGGUCACGGCAUCAGAAAUAAGGAUUAUGCUCACUCGAAUGAACACCUUUGGUGAAGAAGUUUUCCGUGACGUAAAAGUUCUACGAUCUUACUAUUACGCAAUAUCAGACUUUGCUGUCGGUGGAAGAUGUAAAUGUAAUGGUCAUGCCAGUGAAUGUGUGAAAUCCACAGGUGAUGGAGAAGAUCGCUUAGUUUGUCGCUGUGAGCACAAUACGAUGGGAGCUGAUUGCGAUCAGUGCUUACCAUUUUACAACGAUCGACCUUGGCGAGCUGGCACUGCUAAGGAAGCUAAUGAAUGUUUUGCUUGUAAUUGUAGCCAUUUGUCCAAUCGUUGCUACUUUGAUCAGGCAUUAUUUGAACGCACAGGAAGUGGUGGACAUUGCAUUGAUUGUGCUGGCAAUACUCAGGGUGCACACUGUGAAGAAUGCGCACCUUUUAAUUGGCGUCGACCAGGUGACCAUUAUUGCAUUCCAUGUCAGUGCAGCGAAAUUGGCUCAUUAAGUAUGCAGUGUGAUGACCAUGGCCAAUGUUCCUGCAAACCCGGAGUUGAUGGCCAGUAUUGUGACCGCUGCAUGACCGGAUACUACGAAUUUUCAACAAGUGGAUGCAAGAAUUGUUUAUGUGAGGAAAGUGGCUCGUUGAACAAUGAACCGCGUUGUAACUCGGAUACUGGUAGCUGUAAAUGCAAACUGAACGUAGAGGGCCAACAGUGUAACAAAUGCAAGCCUGGAUAUUUUGACCUAUCACUGGACAAUCAGUUUGGAUGUACGCCAUGUUUUUGUUACGGUCACUCAUCCAUCUGUUCCAGUGCUGAUGGCUACUAUGUUAUGAAUAUUAGCAGCACAUUUAUUGAUGGAAAAGAACGUUGGGCCGCAGAAAGUUUGCGUGGACCACAAGAUAUUCAAUGGGCUGAGAUGGAUAAAGCUGUCGCUAUUUCUGAUACCGAUGGAACCGCUGUGUAUUUUGUUGCACCUCCUCAAUAUACUGGUGACCAACGUGCUGUUUAUAACCAAGACUUGUGGUUUACUUUGCGAGUGCAAAAGGCACAAGUACAUCCAAGCGCAAGAGAUAUUAUAAUUGUUGGUCAAGAAGGUCAAGAGUUAACGAUACCAAUAUUCGCACAAGAGAAUCCAAUGCCAGACGUAAAUGAACAAAUGUAUCGUUUUCGGAUCCACGCAAAUCCCAUAUUUCAGUGGAGUCCACGUUUGAACGAACUAGAUUUUAUUGGAAUAUUGUCGAAUGUUAGCGCCCUUAAAAUUCGUGGGACUUAUUCUGCCCAAGGCAAAAUUUUUUUGAUUCUUACAGCUUAUUUUCAAUUUGUAAUAUAUCGAAUUUGUAUAAUUUUAGAUCUUGGUUUCUUGAGUAAUGUAAAUUUGGGCUCAGCAAGCUUGACUCCAUCAGGCGAGCAGCCGAAGGAAGCACAUUGGAUAGAAUCUUGCAGUUGCUUAGAAGGUUUUGUUGGACAGUUUUGUGAAUCAUGCGCUCCAGGAUAUCGCCGUGAAAUCAAAUUCGGAGGACCAUUCGAUCGUUGCGUAAAGUGUGAGUGCCAUGGACACUCCACCUCGUGUGCAUCAGAAUCAGGGGAAUGCAUAUGUGAGCAUAAUACGGCUGGUGACACAUGCGAGCGUUGUGCACGUGGAUAUUACGGUAAUGCGUUGCAAGGAACAGUGGAUGAUUGCACAAAGUGCCCAUGUCCUGAGAAUGGACCUUGUGUUUUGCACACUGAUGGCGAUAUCAUAUGUACUGAUUGUCCGAUUGGAUAUACGGGUCGCAGGUGUGAUGGUUGCGCAGAUGGUUUCUUUGGUGCUCCAAACAAAGAUAAACCAUGUUUAGAAUGCACAUGUAGUGGUAACAUCGAUCCAAAUAGUAUCGGAAAUUGCGAUUCGUUUACUGGCGAGUGUAAGAAGUGCAUUUACAAUACAGUUGGCUUCUACUGUGAGGAAUGCAAGCCUGGUUAUUGGGGUAACGCUCUGUUAGUACCGAAAGGCGACUGCAAAGCCUGCAACUGUUUUGCGCCAGGUACUAAACGUCCAGACGUUGAUUACGUGAUGUUAGAGUGUCGUCAAAGCGAUGGACAAUGUGACUGUCAAGAUCACGUAAUUGGUGCCCAAUGUGAUCAGUGUGAGGUAAUACUUUUAAUCUUUAAUCUUUAA
Messenger RNA from Thelazia callipaeda (thelaziosis nematode), 2931 nucleotides. Lineage: Eukaryota; Metazoa; Nematoda; Chromadorea; Rhabditida; Thelaziidae. The record is from the annotation of a GenBank genome assembly.